AUGAGAUUUAAAUCGCGCUAUGUUAACCUAGGUGUACUACUCCUGGUGUUUUUAUUUUGCAUGAACAAAUGUAAGGGGUACAUUCUAAACAUAAAUGUUGUGGAUAAGGAUGACUUGUUUAUUUUUUUGUACAAAAAUGAGCAUUUGUUAGCGGCCAGUUACUACAAUUUUAAGCCGUCGUAUUUUUUUUCCGUCGAGGAAGGCGAAAUAAACAUUGACAUGACAAUCACCUUCCGGGAGAACAAACUGGUGAAGAAAAAAAACAAAAAUCAAGAAAUUUUGGCAAAGGCAAAUAAAAACUCCAUUAACAUUCUGAACAACUUCAAUGUGGACAGAGAGUAUUUUCACAAAAAGGGAAUCACAAGGAGGGGAGCAGAGACGAAGGAGUCUUCUAAGAUCAUCGAGGGAACAUCCAACUCGGAGGAUUACACAAAUGGGAAUAUCAACAAUGAAGGAAGCACAGGGAGGAAUAACUCCAAGUCGAAAAAUCUUUUCCUUGUUCUGAUAACGGCGGACCAAUGGCUCAACUACAUAAGGCUGAAGAAUAAACUGGAGCCGUCCUUAAAAAACGAAGAAAAUUAUAUUUUUACGUCCCAUUUUAAUUGCAUUAAAAGAUACCCACUAGAAGAAGGCAACAUAAAAAAAAAAAUACAAAUUAGCCAGAAGAACAGAUAUAUGUUGUUCCUGAUAAAUAAUAACAAAUUAAAAAUUGACUUAAAAGGAAACAUCGUUUUUUAUGAUUACAAAACGAAACAUUUGUCUCAUGACUUUCUUUUCAUUCCCAAUGUGCUUUACCUUACCACCUACAUUUUGCUACUUCUGGUUGUCAUUCUUACAUUAUAUUUUAUUAAGUACCGGGAGAAAACGGACAUUUUUAUGAUCCUAAAUAUGCUUUUUUUUCUCCUCUCCACUUAUUUUAAUUACAAAAACGUGAGCUUUAUUCGGGAACGGGGGUACAUGUACCUUUAUUUCUGGGUGUCGGCAAACAUUUUGAAGAAAAUCCAGGAAAUAAUUUCCUUCAUCAUAUAUCUGCAGGUCUCCCUGGGUGACAUGUACAUUCGAAGUCACCUAAGCCGAAUAGAGAUUCAGUUCAUGAUUUGUUUUUCCGUCAUUUCGUUUUAUACGGGCAUAUUUGAAAUAUUUCUGGGGAACUUCCAGGCCCCGCGGUACAUACUACAAGCCUUCGCCUACCUGUUCAUCUUCAUUGCGAUUAACUUCACGUCGACGUUCCUUUCGGCCCGCCUAUCAGAAGAAAACUUAUCCUUUCACGUCGCAGAGCUGUAUAAGAAAUAUGACAUUUAUAAGUAA
Messenger RNA from Plasmodium cynomolgi strain B, 1308 nucleotides. RefSeq lists its product as hypothetical. Bases 1 to 1308 code for a protein of 435 amino acids. NCBI's taxonomy places the organism in Eukaryota, Apicomplexa, Aconoidasida, Haemosporida, Plasmodiidae. The record is from RefSeq and is a predicted model, not a curated record. The transcript is spliced from 6 exons.